AUGGCGGGUGUGUUCAAGAAUGUGUUCGGCUCCCCUGGGGCUGCCAACCCUGAUGAUGAUUUCGCCGACUUCGUCGAGGCCCCGAACCCGUCUCCCGCGUCGCUUGUCGCCGACACGACCACUGUCCCAGCUCUCAACACAGCCGGUGCCGUCCCCUACACAAAAUGGUACCGAGUCUGGGAGCGCACCUCGCCCAAGGACUUCAUGCAGGAGGCCAUGAUCAUGCCAUUCAUCCUGGUGAUCGUCCUCUUCCACGUCUGGGGUACACGGAAGAACCGGAGCCAGGCCCGCAAGUGGGCGCAGGCUCACAUCCCCGCGCUGCAGAAGGAAUUCUCGGUUGUUGGCUUCGAUGGAAUCGCGCGUCCCGGCCCGGAGGAGGGCGUCGACUCCGUCACCGUCGAGCUGACCAACCCGGAGAACCUGCUGAAGGAGCGGGCGGCGAACGAGUUCGCCGCAUAUGCGACCGGCCGUCAGAACAUUGCCUUCCUCGAUAUCUCGCUGAAGCUCCCCAAGCGCUAUAACCCUGUCACCUACAUCAUGGAAUAUGUCUUCAGCUUCUUCUUCGAGAGCUGGGAGGCACCUACCCAGAAGUAUGAGGCUCUGAUGUACGCUUUUGACGGCAAGGAGAAGGAUCUCAUUCCAGUUCUGGGCAAGGAUACUUCUUCGUUGAAGGUCAACCAGUCUACCUAUGAUGGAUUUAUCUGGGCUGUUGUUCACAAGAGCCACAUGGGCAAGUUCCGCACCGAUCGCUACGACGCCUCGAUGACUUUCUCCAAGGACCACCCUAAGCUCCCCUCCUGGGUGACUGUCAUGUCCGAGAGUGCUGAGAUCACCGAGAACCUUCUUACCGCGGACUUGGUGCAGGCUAUUGAGAAGGCGGGCCCCGACUUCGAGUAUCUGAUUGUCACUGACCAGCCCAUCGACAAGCCUACCAAGAUUGAUGAGACCACCCCGAAGAAGCGCCUUCAGUUGUCCGUCAACAUUAGCUCCGACUACUCCUCGACUCUGCCUCUAUUCAACCAGUACCUCCGCCUCCCCGACCGACUCGUGCAAGUGGCCCACUGGCGUGGCGAGGUCAUGCGCAAGGUGCGCAAUGUCCGUGAGGAGGAGAUCAAGAAGCUCCGCCGCGUUGAGGAGGAAGAGAAGGCCGAGGAGCGCAAGCUGGCUGCGGAAAAGGUGAAGAAGGAUGACCGCGAGCGUCUUCUCCGCGGCAUGAAUGCCGAGGAGCAGCGCAAGUUCCUGGACCGCGAGAGCCAGAAGAACCAGCGCAAGUCCCAGAAGAAAUACAGCCGCAAGGGUUGA
Messenger RNA from Penicillium waksmanii, 1302 nucleotides. Its product is annotated as CCDC47 family protein. The transcript has 3 exons. Gene Ontology annotation, cellular component: endoplasmic reticulum. Gene Ontology annotation, biological process: endoplasmic reticulum calcium ion homeostasis. The record is from RefSeq and is a predicted model, not a curated record. Gene Ontology annotation, molecular function: calcium ion binding. NCBI's taxonomy places the organism in Eukaryota, Fungi, Ascomycota, Eurotiomycetes, Eurotiales, Aspergillaceae. Bases 1 to 1302 code for a protein of 433 amino acids.